This is a messenger RNA of Hydractinia symbiolongicarpus, 1868 nucleotides long. Its product is annotated as MORN repeat-containing protein 3-like. The record is from RefSeq and is a predicted model, not a curated record. NCBI's taxonomy places the organism in Eukaryota, Metazoa, Cnidaria, Hydrozoa, Anthoathecata, Hydractiniidae. The coding region runs from base 66 to 653 and encodes 195 amino acids. The transcript has 4 exons.
CAUUAAUAGUUUUGUGUAAAACCUAUAUAUUCUUUUUAAUUUCAACAAGAAUUGUCAAAUGGAUAAUGGGUUUGUCAAUGUGCUGUCCAGCUGAAGAAGAAGAAGAAGAAGAAAAAGGGUACCUGUUUGCACCAGAUGUUGACACCUACGAUGGAGAGAGAAAUAACAAAAAACAAAAACAUGGUAAAGGGGUGUAUUAUUAUUCUAAUGGAGAUAUUUAUGAUGGAUGCUGGCACAAUGACAAAAAACAUGGCCAGGGUGAAUACAGAUUUCGUGAUGGAAAAGUUCUGAUUGGCUACUUUAAAAAAGACCAGUUUGUUGGUAAUAUAAGAUGCGAAGAAGAGGAUAGUGGGAAAGGUAAAAAGAAGAAAAAAGAAAAAGCUGCUAAACCACUUUGGAUUGAUGAUGAUGGACUGAUAAGAAGUUCAACACCUCCUCCAGCAACGAAUUCGCCAGGACAAAAAGAGCAAAGGAAAUUAAUCGAUCCACGUUCUCAGUACGAUGGUUUGACCGAGGAGCAAAAAGAUUUACGGAUGAAAGCUGAGCAGCUACGUCGAGAACGAACCAUGCGGUUGAGAGAAAGACACGAGAAGACAACUGAAAAAAUGAGAAAAAAAUAUAACCUACCGAGUAAGAGGACUUCCAACGCUUAGAUGUAAAGUCGAAUUAUUAUGCGCGAAAAUUUUAUUAUUUUUCUAUAUUUUAAAGUGCAGUUCAAUCUUGCUAUAGAGGACAUGGUAAAAAGCGGAAACUUUUUGCAGGGGACACAAAUUCUCGGAACUGUGUGAACAUUUCCCUUGAAAGCGGACACAUCAUUUUUGCGGGGAAAUUAAAACACGAAGAAUAAAUUACUUCUCUUUACGUGACACAUUUGCCUACUUUGACAUCAAUCCAUCAAUCAAGUUUAUUAAUGUCUUUUUUAAACUCUAUUGUCUCCAUAAAACAGGUAAUUCACAGGUAUCUCAAGGUCAAGACAAGCUCAUCUGGUUACUCUCUUGCCUGUGACCGCUAUAGCCAGGUGGACUGUAUUUAUAAUUUGUUCGACCAUCAGCGUUUUGUUAGGAGCAUCACUUACUUACAGAAAAACUAAAUUGAGAUUUUUCGUUAGAUUUGGUUUUUGUGCAGGCGCUUAAUCCAAAGUUGAGAUAAAAUUUCUAAUAUUGAUUUCAACUUGGAUUAUUUAUACAUAUGAGCGAUCAAACAGUCAGAUUUUUAACAAGGUAAUAGUAGUGCAGGCCAUUAUGUAACAGAAAAGGUGAGCACGAACGUAUUAAAUUUUAUUGUUGAGUCUGAUUUUUAGGUAGUACUAGAUGUCAAAAAGUCAGGGUGCCAAAAAAGUUUGUGUCUGGAAGCAGAAAGAGGACAAAAAACUGAGCAAAAAACAUAAGAACUAUAUCUUGAAAAUGUUUCAGGGGAACCGCUAAUGCAACUUCUUGGUCACAAAACAGCGAUUACUGGGAUUAUACAUUACUAUCGCAACUAUUUUCUCUAUCAGUGGUCAGAAAUUGUACUUCCAAAAAGAAAACACAAGUAUUUUCGUCUUUCUGUUGUAAUCAGACUAAUUCAGUAGAUGAGCCAACUAAGGCUUUCACCAUAUGUAGUGAAAUACGAUUUAAGUUUCAGGUACUCAGACUUUUUCUGCACUCGCUCAGCUAAAUCUGAAUAUUUCACACGGAUUUCAAGUUACUUUAACGCGAAAUAUGCGAAUUAAAUUUAUAUUUCGGAUUUCUAUAAACCUUUGUAAAUUAGUACUUAAAAUUUCUUCAUAGCAGUAUUUUUGUAAGAUAUAUGUAUAUAAAAUUAUAUUUUUAUAUGUGCGAUUUUUCAGAAUUAUCUUGCAGCAUGGUGAGUAGUAGUCAGUGAACAAA